UGUAUUCCAUCUUUGAGGAUGCUGGUGGCAGGGAGGAGGGUGCCAGUGCUUGGGAGGAGGGUGCCAAUGAGCUGGUCCAGAGUAAACUGGCUGAUUGCUCUGUGUGAAGGGGCAGCAUGGCGCUGUUAGCACCCGGGUGCAGAGCAGGGCAAGGCCACUUGUCAGAUCCUCCAGACAGACACCAGGAGAACUAUCCUCCAAGGAGGCUUGUUUGAUAAAUAUAGAACAACACCCUCUUCCUUAUUUACCCCUGGUGCUCUGCCCGCCGGAUGAUGUCAUGGAAAGGCAAGAAAGAACAUUGAUCUCACAUCAGUCUGCCGAGCAGAUUGCGCAGAGAGGAGAGAGACGCCCCCCUCAACCACCCCACCUUCUCUGGGCGGGGGACUCUAAUCUCCAAUAAAAGUAGUCGCCUACCACAAAAAAAGAGGAAAAAAAAAGAAAGAGAAAAAAAAAACUUUUUUUUUUUCCUGUUGACUGUUGGAAACGAAUUGAGCAAUUAUCUAGUUUACCUUCUCCUCUUGGAAGUUAACGAUUGGCGAGCUCUUUACUGCGUUAUUGACACAACACAUCCCAUUGAGCGGGCCUGGUAGCAAUAAGUAGUGAUUGCUCCGGUGUCAUUGCUGCUCUAUGUAACGUGGAAUGGAUUGGCAUCGGUCCACUAGACUGCUGGUAGUGGGCUUCCGCAUCACUAGACUGCUGGUAGUGGGCUUCCGCAUCACUAGACUGCUGAUGAUGAUGAUCACUGUCCCACUCCCUGCAGAUCAAUGACAAGGAGCGACAAGACAACUCUUGGAGAAGGUAAGACAUGCACAAUAGUUUACAGCACAGAGGAACUAAAGUCUUUCCAGCCAGAGAACAUCUCCCCAGCAGAGUCGACAUGAUCAGUAGCUCCAAACCACUAGCUUUCUCUAUUGAGAGGAUAAUGUCAAGGACUCCAGAACCCAAAUGUCUCCCGGUGUCAAGUUUUUUGCAGGCUUCUGCGCACAAGGGGGAUCAGAAACAAGCACUUCACCUCAACUCCUCAUCCAUUCCCUGCAUGAUCCCAUUUGUACCCGUCACUUAUGAACAUUGUCCUAAACUGGGGAUCACUGGUGCUGAGCUGCGGAAAAGCCAGCAGGACUCAGCGCCGUCCUUCAGCUGCAAUGAUCUGCUAAACUGUGCGGUGACUUUAAAAGGAGACUUCCCCCCUUUACAGCAGUACAAACUUGUCCGACCCCGAGUGGUCAAUCACUCUUCUUUCCAUGCCAUGGGCGCAGCUCUGUGUUACUUCAACAGAGGAGAUGCCCCCUGCCACCCUGCUGCCAGUCUAAACAUCCACCCAGUGGCCUCCUAUUUCCUGGGCUCCCCCCUGCACCAAACCCAGAAAUCCUACCUGGCAGAAAGGAACAAACUCAUUGUCCCAGCCGUAGAGAAGUAUCCUUCAGGGGUCACCUUCAAAGACCUGUCCCACGCCCAGUUCCAGCACUACAUGAAGGAGAGCGCCCAAACCCUGUCCGACAAGAUCGCUUACAAAUCGGCCAGCAAGUUCAACAGCGCUUCUCCCAGCAACAAGCCCAAAGUGUUCACCUGCGAAGUGUGUGGCAAGGUCUUCAACGCACAUUACAAUUUAACCCGACACAUGCCAGUGCACACAGGCGCCAGACCAUUCGUCUGCAAGAUUUGUGGCAAAGGAUUUCGCCAAGCCAGUACCCUGUGCCGACAUAAGAUCAUCCACACACAGGAAAAGCCGCAUAAAUGUAACCAGUGCGGGAAGGCGUUUAACAGGAGCUCCACGCUGAACACGCACACCCGCAUCCAUGCCGGGUACAAGCCUUUCGUGUGUGAAUUCUGUGGAAAGGGCUUUCACCAGAAAGGGAAUUACAAGAACCACAAGCUCACUCACAGCGGGGAGAAACAGUUCAAGUGCAAUAUCUGUAACAAGGCGUUUCACCAGGUCUACAACCUGACCUUCCACAUGCACACCCACAACGACAAGAAGCCCUUCACCUGCCCCACCUGCGGCAAGGGCUUCUGCAGGAACUUCGACUUAAAGAAACACGUGCGGAAACUGCAUGAUACCAAUGCUGGGGGGGCACCCUCUGGGCAGGAAGAACUCUUGCCACCAUCUAGGGAUCAGCCCCCCAGGAACCAGAGCCCAGACCUGCAAAAGGGUAUUUACUGACACCAAUUUGGUUGUGCCCCCUGUCAUAGUGCAGGCAGAAGAGCUGGCCCUGGGUUGAACAUUGUGGAUGCCAGCUUGGCCCGGGGAAAACUACUCCAGAUGAGACGUUUACAAUAACUUGGCCCCUCAGGGGGUAACUAUAACCUUGGUGCCCCUGGGUCAGUGCAUGCACCUGUUAUUCCUAUGAUUUGAGUAUUAUUCUAAGUUGUUCUUGGACUCUUAGGUUGGUGUGUUCUCAUGUUCUGUAUAUGUGGCUAUGAGAUGCCUUCUGUAUAUCUGACCUAUUUAUUAUUUGAAAAUGUAUUAUUCUAUUUAUUGUAAAUAUGAUCAGAAGAGUUUAUUUCCGUUGUGUUUGUCCCAGAUGUUUGCUUCCCCUUUCUGCUGCUGUCGUGCAGGGGGGCAGAUCUCCUCUAUAUCGACGACAAACCGAUGUAUCACGAGUUUUAUUCUUGCACGUAAAAUAAAUGGUUUCCUUGUGG
This is a messenger RNA of Hyla sarda, 2640 nucleotides long. It is a transcript of the gene FEZF1, whose product is annotated as FEZ family zinc finger 1. The transcript is spliced from 4 exons. The record is from RefSeq and is a predicted model, not a curated record. Gene Ontology annotation, cellular component: nucleus. NCBI's taxonomy places the organism in Eukaryota, Metazoa, Chordata, Amphibia, Anura, Hylidae. Bases 806 to 2161 code for a protein of 451 amino acids.